AUGGCAGAAGUUCAUGAUCAACUAGAGAUCAAGUUUCGGUUAACUGAUGGUUCGGAUAUUGGUCCUAAAGCAUUCCCUGAUGCUACAACUGUUGCUGCUUUGAAGGAAACUGUUAUUUCUGAAUGGCCUAGAGAAAAGGAGAAUGGACCGAGGACAGUGAAAGAGGUGAAGUUGAUAAGUGCAGGGAAAGUAUUGGAGAACAGCAAGACGGUUAAAGACUACCGAAGCCCUGUCUCUAAUCUCGUAGGCGCUGUCACCACAAUGCAUGUCAUCAUCCAACCUCCCGUUACUGAAAAAGAGAAGAAGCCUAAAGGUGGUGAUCCGAAGAUGAACAAAUGCGUCUGUUCAGUCAUGUAA
Molecule: messenger RNA, 357 nt
Organism: Arabis nemorensis
Lineage: Eukaryota; Viridiplantae; Streptophyta; Magnoliopsida; Brassicales; Brassicaceae
Source: the annotation of a GenBank genome assembly